This is a messenger RNA of Nanorana parkeri, 894 nucleotides long. RefSeq names its product 1-phosphatidylinositol phosphodiesterase-like. The record is from RefSeq and is a predicted model, not a curated record. The transcript has 2 exons. Gene Ontology annotation, biological process: lipid metabolic process. Gene Ontology annotation, molecular function: phosphoric diester hydrolase activity. Bases 1 to 894 code for a protein of 297 amino acids. Lineage: Eukaryota; Metazoa; Chordata; Amphibia; Anura; Dicroglossidae.
AUGGAUCAUAAAGUGAAACUGGUUUUAUAUUUCAUGGUUGUAGGAGCAUUUGGUGAACAGACUCCAGCCUUCGAUCGGACAGAUGCUCCCUCAGUCACCAUGCCAGACUGGAUGUCUUAUCUCCCAGAUAGCCUCCCCCUCUCCUCCUUGGCCAUACCAGGGACCCACGACACUAUGGCCUUUUUUGGUGGACCUCUCGCAGAAUGCCAGAGCUGGGGUCUACUAAACCAGUUCAGUGCCGGAGUUAGGUUUUUGGACAUCCGGCCACGUCAUUACCAAAACAGUCUUCCUAUUUUCCAUGGAGUGUCCUACCAACGUGUCUACUUCGACCAAGUCCUCAGGGACACGGUUACCUUUCUGACGGAGCAUCCAAGCGAAACAGUGCUGAUGAGAGUGAAGGAGGAGUAUGAACCAUAUGAGAACACCAGGAGCUACUACCAGAGUGUAGCCGAAGUUGUGAGCCAAAUCGGAGAACAAUGGUUCCUAAGAAGUAGUAGCCUCCCCACCUUAGGAGAAGCCAGGGGGAAGAUUAUCGUCCUUCAAGAAUUUUCAUCCAAAGGAGAAGGUCCUGACUUUGGUCCUCCAUAUCCUGGUCGUAUGAGCAUCUCAGAUCAAUAUCAAGUUAGCGAUGAUGCUGUUAAGUGGGCAGAAGUGGAGAGACAUCUCAAGGUAGCCCAAAACGGUGACCCAGAAAGAGCUUACCUGACCUACUGCUCAGGAACCCACUGGCUCCUCUACACACCGGAAUCACUGGCUCGCAAGAUUAACCCAAGAGUGCUUGGCUUCCUGAACACCAAGUCAUCAGUAGGAAGGACGAGGUCAAUGGGCAUUGUCAUAACGGACUUCCCAGGGUCAGAGCUAGUUAGGCAAAUUGUUCUGGAUAACUGGAAAUGA